Messenger RNA from Pararge aegeria (speckled wood butterfly), 3539 nucleotides. It is a transcript of the gene nkd, whose product is annotated as protein naked cuticle. The record is from RefSeq and is a predicted model, not a curated record. The coding region runs from base 202 to 1500 and encodes 432 amino acids. Gene Ontology annotation, molecular function: calcium ion binding. The transcript is spliced from 5 exons. Gene Ontology annotation, biological process: negative regulation of Wnt signaling pathway. Gene Ontology annotation, cellular component: cytoplasm. Lineage: Eukaryota; Metazoa; Arthropoda; Insecta; Lepidoptera; Nymphalidae.
AAGGGGACGGUUGUACGCUUACUCGCCGUGCCCGAUAUUCACGCGGACAACUGGGUCACGAGGUCCAUACGCGUAUUGCCAAAGACCACUUAUUUGUUUUGUGUUGUGGAUAGUUACAGUGACAGUGUUUUGAGAUUCUUUGUGAAUUAAGAAACUAGCGGCGCUUUUGAAGUGUACGUGAUGCGUGCGUGAGCGCAGCGCAUGACGUGCUACGAAACGUUGAGAGCUUCGGCACCCGCCGCGGACGCCCCCAUGGCGCACCACUUCGUCAAGUGGUGGCGCAACAAGUUUAGAAAUGGAUAUAAGAAAUUCAGCAUAGGAACCGAGGGCGAGCGAACAGACACAGAAGAAUUAGUGGGGCGUGCAGCAUCUCAAUGUUCUGCGCCACCGGACAUAUUGCCGAGCGAAGCAAGAGCGCUGCUUCAACCUGCAACGCCGCCACCUAUCCCGGCGAGAAAGUCUGAACCUUAUUCCAAGAGGCCUUCACCCGAAAGACAUGCCGAUAAUGUUGAUGAAAAACUCCCCAGACUACGAUUUGAGGAGUUGACUUGCGACGUUGAAUUACAGCAUCCAGAAUCAUCCAAACAACAACCUUUGCAGUUUUCUUUUACGCUAUAUGACCUUGAUGGUCAUGGCAGGAUGACAAAAGAUGAUAUAGCCGGGAUAGUUUCGACUAUAUAUGAGUCAAUAGGAAAAUCGGUCACAGUUCCGCAUUACGGAUCCAAAACAAUACAAGUUCGCUUAACGGUUGUACCGGAAGACGGUCGGCCACGUAGCACACGAGACAGGAGAGAAAGAAGAAGACGACGUCGAAGAGAGCAAGCUGCGAACGUGCAUGUCACCCCGCCAGCUGAGUGUGCUGAUAAUAGUGAGGAUGAGCAUCAUGACAGGCUAUCAAACGAUGACGAUGCUUCCUCAAAGUCAUCGUACUCAGGCGAUCGACAGCCACCACAAAGACCACCGCCAGUCCUUAGACAAAGACAAUCUCAUCACCGCCACACGAGAAGGGAGCAGCGUGAAAGGAAACACACGAAAAAAAGAUCCGGAAGUUUACAGAGACGCGAACUCCUUGAAAUCAUACAGGCUAACAUGGAAAAAAAUCACCUGAGCUUUCAAGCUUCAAGAAAGCCCUGUGACACAGCUGCCAAUGAGGAAGAAAUAAUUCACAAAUAUCAAAAACUUAGAAAUAGAUCUUACACUGUUAGCGAUAAACCUGCUCGUGCAUUCCAAAAGUUAAAAACAGAAGCUAAUAACAAUGGCUAUUUAGACCUAGCGAGUGGGGGUGAUUCGAAUUUGUGCAGGUACGAUAGGUACUUACACGCAGUGAUAUGUUCCUCGGCUCGACAUGCGCAUACGGGCUACCAUCAUAAGCAUUCACAGCCUCCAAGACACACGAGAGCAUCUCAUAAUCCAAAUCCAAGGUCACGUUCACAUGACUUGCCCACAAAACACCACUCAACACAUAAUCAACCUAGAGUACUGCAAAUCAUAUUUUUAUAGAAUUUAAGCAAGGGCAGAGUCCACAUUUGACUUUGUCCUUCCGACCAUUUAUUUUUGUAAGCAAGACAUUCUGUGAGUUUAAAGAAAAGGGGCAUUGGUGUUAAGUCUCUGUAAAAUGACGAAAAAAUAUUUUACGUGCUUAUUUACUGAAGAAAACAAGAACAUAAUGUACAUUUGAAAGAGCACCUUGAUUUAUAAAGCGUUUUCUGAACUUGUUAAAAGUUUUUUGUUCGUACUAGCAAAAUGAGACGGUAUCUAGCGUAUCAGGCUUAUUCUUCUUUUCCUUGAGAUCAUAGAACUGUUCAAACAUAAAUGAAUAAACGGUUACCAGAAAUUGAUAUGUUGGUUAAAAAUAUUAGAUAAAUACAUCAAUAAUAAAUGCAAUUAAAACUUUGAAGCAGUCAGACCGUAUCUAGAAAUCUCUCUAAUUAAGAAAACAAAGGGUUUCUUUUUUGUUUGGUUGACGCGAAAAUGUGAACAUGGUGCCAAUGUUUGAAAUGACCAAUUUGCAAAGAUAUAAUGCUAAAGAAAAUCCAACACACCGUUUUUUUUUUUAUUUCACCAUUCCACAGUAAUGUUUAUUACUUCCAGUUUUUUUGUAUUUUGUAUAAAAUUAACACUUGUAUAUUUUGUAUCGGACGCUUUCAGAUAAAAAUUACCUGUAACUAACUGUAUAGUGCCUUACUUUUGAUAUAAAUAUCUAAAUGUGUUUCUUUGCAUAAAGUUUUAAAUAUUAUGGACUAUUUAAAUGCUCAUUAGUAUGUAUAAUGUAGCUUGUAGAUAUUGAAAACUCAUUUUAGAGUUUUAGACUGAUUUUAGGUAUAAGACUUAGGUGCUCAGUCUGAGGACAUGAUAUAAGUUAGGUAUAUUUAACUUUAAACAAUGUACUUAACUGCUGCGUGUAAUACAUAUGUGGCAUUUUAAUUUGCUAAUAUUGUUAAUAUUGGUAUUCUUUUUGAGGUUACAUUACCAUUAUCAGUAUUCAUUAUUGUAAGUAAAUUAAUGAAUCUCUAAAACGUUUUAUCUACCUCUUAUUUUACUUUAUUAGCUUAAACUUUGAUAAAUAUUUAUUGUAACAGCUAAAUCCUAAAAUUAUUUUAGUACUUUUUUUGUGAUAACGAGUGAUCUGGUUUCAUGACAGUGUUUCACUCAACUGUGUGUACGUAUUAUGCUUUUCUUGUAAGAUGGAACAAUAUCUUGCUGGGAUUACGUCUGAAAUAUUCUAUACAGACUUAAGUUUGAACGUGUUGCCCCAUUCUGUAAAUUUUCCACUUUUACAAUAACUUCCCAACCACUCUCCUUCAUACAAAACGCCUAAUUUUACAGCGACCUUUGUGUAAUCAUAGCAAACAGGUAUGACAGACAGGUCAACACUAUUCAACAUGUUAGAAAAAUGACUGAAUUUUACUCAAAAACAAAACUAAACGCCAAAGUACGUUAUCCUUCUUAAAAAAAAAUUGUUUUGAAUUUUGUUGAAUGUGUUGAAAAAAAUCAAAAUACUAUUUGGCCUGAUAUUUAUUUGAUUUUAUUAUUAACAAAUUCUAUAAAAAUACACAAUAUGCCUAGAGUCAUAAAUAAUACAAACAGUUGUAAAUUCGGAUUAAAAUAUCCUAACCUUACACUCUCUAUGUGAUCGUAUUAGAAAUGAGGUACGUAGAAUAACUAGUGUUACCAAUGAGUUGGCAAUGAGUGGGACACGUAACUCUGAGAACUGUUGGACGUUGGGGUUGGUCGUUCCCCAACAAGGUUAACCGACGUCGAAAAUAAUCACGACAUCAAGCGAUUGAAGGAAGCCGCUGGAAAUAAGCAUGGAUUGUGGAUCUCCGUCUAAAAUGUUACAUCCAGCAUUGGAUGUCAAUCGCUUGAAGUGAUGAUGAUGAAUCUAACACUACAUAUAUUUUAACUUUUAAAAGUAUAAAUUCUAAAAACGCCGGUGGUGCCAUUGUUAAUCUUAUGUUUGCUAUUGUUCCAUUUUCAAAUGUACAGUGUUGCUCGAUCUUGUCGAAAAUAUUUAUUGUCAAAUAUAAUCCUUGAGGUUU